This is a messenger RNA of Lemur catta (Ring-tailed lemur), 743 nucleotides long. RefSeq names its product transmembrane immune signaling adaptor TYROBP (gene TYROBP). Gene Ontology annotation, cellular component: cell surface. The transcript is spliced from 4 exons. Bases 267 to 575 code for a protein of 102 amino acids. Gene Ontology annotation, molecular function: signaling receptor binding. Lineage: Eukaryota; Metazoa; Chordata; Mammalia; Primates; Lemuridae. The record is from RefSeq and is a predicted model, not a curated record. Gene Ontology annotation, biological process: microglial cell activation involved in immune response; neutrophil activation involved in immune response; negative regulation of transforming growth factor beta1 production.
CUGACCCCUGGUUGGGGAUGGAGGUCAGGGGUUGAAGUGCAUCUCAACCUUUUGCACUUCAUGUCCAGCCGUUAGGGGUGGUGGCAUGGCCCUUGGGGUGUCUGGGCCCGGUUCUUUCUGGUGUUGUCUUUCUCUGUCCCUCCUCCCCUAUUGUCUCCUCCUCCCUCCUGCCACCACCCACCCCAGACUUCCUCCUUCACUUAGUUGGACGCUACACCACAGACCACCGGCCCUCGGACUGUGGUGUCCACUGGUGUCCUGGCAUCAUGGGGGGCCUUGAACCCUCCAUCAGGCUGCUGUUCCUGCCCCUCCUCCUGACUGUCGGUGAAUGCAACUGCGCAUCAGUGAGCCCCGGCGUGCUGGCAGGGAUCGUGCUGGGGGACCUGGUGCUCACCCUGCUCAUUGCCCUGGCUGUGUACUCUCUGGGCCGCCUGGUGCCUCGGGGCCGAGGGGCUGUGGAGGUGACCCGGAAACAGCAGCGUAUGACCGAGACUGAGUCGCCUUAUCAGGAGCUCCAGGGUCAGAGGUCAGACGUCUAUAGUGACCUCAACACACAGAGGCAAUAUUACAAAUGAACCCAAACCAUGCCGGUCAACAACCUGAUGCCUGGAUCCAGCCAUUCCUGAUGCCCACCCAGUACCUCAUUCCUACGCCUACCAAGAUACAGACCCACAGAGUGCCCUCCCUGAGAUAUCACGCCUCUCCCCACUGCUGCUCCCAAAUAAACAUGAAGCACAAAAACA